This is a messenger RNA of Neopelma chrysocephalum (saffron-crested tyrant-manakin), 3520 nucleotides long. It is a transcript of the gene DCLK2, whose product is annotated as doublecortin like kinase 2. The coding region runs from base 1 to 2337 and encodes 778 amino acids. Gene Ontology annotation, biological process: intracellular signal transduction; protein phosphorylation. The record is from RefSeq and is a predicted model, not a curated record. Gene Ontology annotation, molecular function: protein kinase activity; ATP binding. Lineage: Eukaryota; Metazoa; Chordata; Aves; Passeriformes; Pipridae. The transcript is spliced from 17 exons.
AUGGCGAGCAACCGGAGCAUCGAGCUGGAGCACUUCGAGGAGCGGGACAAGCGGCAGCAGCGCUCCGGGCCGCGGCGCGGCGGCUCCGGGUCCGGCGGCGGCGCGGGGCCGAGGGGCAAUGGGCUGGUGCCCAGCCCGGCGCACAGCGCACACUGCAGCCUCUACCGGACCCGCACCCUGCAGGCGCUCAGCUCGGAGAAGAAGGCGCGCAAAGCCCGCUUCUACCGCAACGGGGACAGGUACUUCAAGGGCUUGGUGUACGCCAUCUCCCCCGACCGCUUCCGCUCCUUCGACGCCCUCCUGGUGGAGCUCACCCGCUCCCUGUCGGACAACGUGAACCUGCCCCAAGGGGUCCGCACCAUCUACACUAUCGAUGGCAGCCAGAAGCUCACCAGCCUGGACGAGCUGGUGGAAGGUGAAAGUUAUGUGUGUGCAUCCAAUGAACCAUAUCGCAAAGUUGAUUACACCAAGAACGUCAAUCCGAACUGGUGUGUGAACAUAAGGACUGGAUCCAGUCGAUCCUUGACAUCUUUGACAUCCACAAAGAGUGAAGUGAAGGAGAGUAAAGAUUUCAUUAAACCCAAAUUAGUGACUGUUAUUAGGAGUGGAGUAAAACCACGUAAAGCUGUGAGAAUUCUGCUGAAUAAGAAGACUGCUCACUCCUUUGAACAGGUCUUGAAUGACAUCACCGAAGCCAUUAAAUUAGACUCGGGUGUAGUCAAGAGACUUUGUACACUGGACGGAAAGCAGGUAACGUGCUUACAGGACUUUUUUGGAGAUGACGAUGUCUUCAUUGCGUGUGGGCCUGAGAAGUACCGGUAUGCUCAGGAUGACUUCGUGCUAGAUCACAGCGAAUGUCGUGUUAUGAAGUCCUCUUAUUCCCGAUCAUCUGGCAUGAGGCACGCUGCAUCCAAAAGUCCAGGACCUUCACGUCGAAGCAAAUCACCUGCCUCAGUAAAGAGGGGUGGCCACUACUCCAGUGCUCAUUCUUCAGCAAAAUCCCCAGUUAAUGGAACCCCAAGCAGUCAAUUAUCUACCCCAAAAUCUACAAAGUCCUCCAGUUCUUCACCAACAAGCCCAGGCAGCUUUCGUGGACUCAAGAUCUCUCCACAUGGUGGAUCUUCUUCCAAUGUGAAUGGUGUACCUGAAUCACUCCGUUGCCAGAGUCCUGAAGGCCUGAAUGGAAACAAGUUCUCAGGGUCAUCUACCAUUCUUGAGAAGUACAAAGUGGGGAAGGUGAUUGGUGAUGGCAAUUUUGCUGUUGUAAAGGAGUGUGUAGAACGAUCCACAGGAAAGGAGUUUGCCCUGAAGAUCAUAGACAAGGCUAAAUGCUGUGGGAAGGAGCACCUGAUUGAAAAUGAAGUGUCUAUUCUGCGUCGAGUGAAGCAUCCAAAUAUCAUUAUGCUUAUAGAGGAAAUGGACACCCCAACAGAACUCUAUCUGGUGAUGGAGCUGGUCAAGGGAGGAGAUCUAUUUGAUGCUAUCACUUCAUCUACAAAAUACACAGAGCGAGAUGGGAGUGCAAUGGUCUACAAUUUAGCCAGUGCUCUCAAAUACCUUCACGGUCUCAACAUUGUGCACAGAGACAUCAAGCCAGAAAAUCUUCUGGUAUGUGAAUAUUCAGAUGGAACCAAGUCUUUGAAGCUUGGAGACUUUGGACUGGCGACUGUGGUUGAAGGACCUUUAUAUACUGUCUGCGGUACACCCACCUACGUGGCUCCAGAAAUCAUUGCAGAGACAGGAUAUGGCUUAAAGGUGGAUAUUUGGGCUGCAGGUGUGAUCACAUACAUACUGUUAUGUGGAUUUCCACCUUUUCGCAGUGAAAACAACCUUCAGGAAGACCUCUUUGAUCAGAUACUUGUUGGGAAGCUGGAAUUUCCUUCUCCCUACUGGGAUAACAUCACUGAUUCAGCAAAGGAGUUAAUUAGCCUGAUGUUACACGUGAAUGCUGAGGCCCGAUAUACAGCAGCACAGAUCCUAAGCCAUCCCUGGGUGUCAGAUGAUGCUUCCCAGGAGAAUAAUAUGCAAGCUGAAGUAACAGGUAAACUGAAGCAGCACUUUAAUAACACCCUACCCAAGCAAAAUAACACAUCUGCUGGGGUUUCUGUCAUCAUGAACACAGCUCUAGAUAAAGAGAGUCAGAUUUUCUGCAGCAAGCGCUGUCAGGACUCUGGUAGAGCUGGAAUGGAGAAAAUUUCUGCAAUUGCUGCUGCAGCUGAUGAUCCUCGUGUGGCUGGGUCCGAGACCCUCUUCCCUGCUGCUUCUGAGCCACUCCGAUCCCCCACGCUGCCUGCCUCAGUAUCUCCUGAGCUUGCUGGGGAUCAGCCUGGUGCGUAGGACUGAUGAAAACAAAUCCAACUGAAGCUCCCCACACUCUGGCCACAGUUUCUCUUCAUUUCCCAUGACUGUUUUUGGUUUGUGUGCUCCUCUCGUGGCGAGCCCCUGCCAGGCUCUGAUCUUCUUUCUCAUAGUGAGCGAGUGACCGUACGCUUUGAGUGCUCUUUGCCCUUGUCUUCAGAACAGCAGUAGGGGAAAGACUCUGGCAAAUGUUAGAUGAUUUUUAAGUUAUCUGUGUUAGUAAUUAACUCCAUUUCACACAGCCUUGGGCUCUAAAUAGACUUACUUAUGGUGUAGCUAACCAUAUUUUUAUAUGAGCAGUGAGAUGAUGAACAGUGACCAGGCCUCCCCUCUACAAGCAGGCCCCGUUCUGUUCUUCUCAUGAGAAUUCUCAGAAAAGUGGGAGGGGAAGACAAGGGAUGAAAACUUCUAUUUGCCUUCUAUUCCAAUGCCUCUAUUUUUAGCCAAGUUUCUACUAAACUUGAAGAGGCAAAUUUUCAUGAAAAAUUUUUUAGUGGACUAACUGUAAAAUAUCAUGAAACAAACACUGGAGAUAGAGAGGGAAGGAUGGUUGUUUUCCAUCAAGUUUGCUAUCUAACUUGCAGGCAGGGUAGUGUUUAGAUAAAAUGAAUUUAAAUAAAGUGACUUGGGAUGUAAACAUGAGCACUGGACAUUUAUUUGUAAUGAAGACUGGAGUGAAGGAAACUUUUUUGUUUUAGCCAUUUUCUAUCUUAACUGCAAGUGUCCCAUCCACACCUUUCUCCAGGGUCAGACUACCUAUUAGGUAAAAUAAAAUUAUGUUGGACCUGUGAAGGGAAAGCCUGCUGCAUGUGAUCCAAGCUACGAUGAACAAAGCAGCUCCCACUUCUAGGAUGAGCUGAUAGAGGAGCUGCCAUCAAUAGCCAUCAAAGGUUGUCAGUGCUAUCCCCCUGUUCACCUGGUGCAGGCACUGGAAACAAGGAUUGGGGAGCAGCUAUCCUGAAUCUGCAGUCACAAAAUAGAUGAGGUUUUAUCUUUACCAUAAUGCUUAGUUCAGUAUAGUAUGUAUCAGCUUAAUUCUUUUCCUUUGCUCGUUCUUAUGAAUUGGUCAUAGUUCAUUUUCUCUCUUAGCUAUACUUUCUACUAGAAUUGUAAAAGAAAGACCUGCAAUAAACUUUCUUCAUUAAAAAAAAAAAGAUAAAAA